AGCAAUUGACCCGCUGGUAAAACCACACAAGCAAAUCUCGUGAGGAGUGAGAGGACCCGAGAGGGCGAAGCUAGGGUUCCUCCCCUGCUCCCCCGCCGCCGCCGGCAACCCACGCUCUCCCCCGCCACCGCCGGCCGCCGGUCGCGCCCCCAGCCCGCCUCCCUCCCCUUUCUUCCCUCCUCCCCUGCGCUCCCGUCGCCCCCCGAAGCGGCGGAGCGCCCCAUCUGCUCCUCCCGUCUCGACCCGCCCUCCUCCUCCUUCCCCCUUCGUCGCCGCCGGCAGCGGCCUCUGGCGUGCUCGGGUGGCGCCGGCGGCGGCGGAUGUCCCUUCCCCGCGCGCCUGAAGGGGGAGUCGGGGCUCCCUCCUGCCCGGCAGUGGGGCUCGACGGCAGAGCCCGGCGGGCCUCGGGUGCCCUCAACGUGGCGGCGUGGUCGUUGGCUGCGGGGCGGCGCUGUGGGCUGCUGGCCGGCGCCACCCGCUCAGCCCAGAUCUGGGCCCUUUCGGGCCCCAUCUAGGCUGGGGCGGGCCUGCGGGUCCGGGCGUGUUGGCGUGGCUCCCUGGUGGUGUGGCGAGGCGGCGGUGGCUGUGGUGGUGAUGGCUCCGGUGGCCGACGUGCUGCAGCGUGGCUGCAGGGAUUGUCCAGACCUGUUUGGGUCCGGCCGGGCCGGCCUGGCCUGGCAAAUCCCUGUCGCUACGUCUGGUCGGCUCCGCGCGGCGGUGGAGGUUGUUCCCUCCUGUUGGCUGCGGUGUGUCUUCUCGUCCUUCCUCCAGGCUUCGUGUUGGCGACCUCAGUGAGACGGUGAAAAUGGGGCAGUAUCCGUAGUGGCACAGGCUGGUGGGCGGCAUGUUGAGCGGUGCGCUUUCGAUUAUCUGAGGUGGCGGUGGUGGUUUCAGGGCAGGAGAAAUCUCUGGCGGCUCGUUCGUCACCGGCGUGGCUGCGCCCGUGGGCGUUGCCGGACCCUCCUGAGGGGCGUCGGUGAUACACCUUCCCCACUGCCAUCUGUGUACCGGGGAAAACCCUAGGAUUUGUCCGGGCAGCAGCGGCGUCGUCGUCGCAUUUCUUCCUGAAGAUGUUGCUUGGUACGUGAGGCUUCGGAGUGCUUGGCGGGCGGUGGUACUUCUCCGGAGGGUACAGUGGGUGUCAGCCAUCUUUGCUUAGUUGAACUGCCGGUGUCGGUAUUUGUUUUUUUUUUUGGGGUGGGGGGGGGGGGGGGGGGGGGCUUGUUUGUGCUGCGGCUCCAGCAAGCUGCUUGUAUCGGUUGAACGUUGUUUUAUAAUCUAAAAUGGGGGAAACCUUUUUUCUCAAUGGCGUACAGCAGCUGAGUAGAAACAGAGUAGCAAGAGUGCACACUGCCCAGCCCAAGAUCCACCCCCUUCCUCCCUCAGUCCCUCCUCUUACGCGCUGGUGGGUAAGGUUCCUCGCCGAGAGCAAACCACUCGUUUCCGACCAUCGCCGUGCGUCCCCUGCCGCCGCCGCUCCUGCUGGGGGAGUAGCCUCCAGGUCCAGCGCAAGAAAAAGGGUCAGCAUAGCAGAUUUUUGUGAGGCAGGUUUCAAAUAAGGGAGACGAACAUCUGAAGCUGUACUUAGUACUCGUACAUUCCUAGGAGAUUGAUAUGGAUCUCACGUUCCAGUUGAUAGAACAGAUUACCAAAAGUUUCUCUGACGAUCAAAAUAUUGGCUGUGGUGCGUAUGGGGAAGUUUACAAGGGAGUGCACAAUGGUGAAGAAAUUGCCAUUAAGAAGCUUUACAACAUGCAAGGGAUUGAUGACAAGGAAUUUACAAAUGAGUUCCGUAAUCUUAUGAAGGUCAAGCAUCCGAACAUCGUACGCUUAAUUGGCUACUGCUAUGAAAUACGACAUAGACAUGUUGAGAUGAACGGAGAACUUGUUUUCGCUAAAAUAAUAGACCGACUUCUCUGCUUUGAAUAUAUGGAGGGUGGAAGCCUUGCUAAGUAUAUUUCUGAUGAAUCCUGUGGUCUUGAUUGGCCCACUCGAUACAAAAUCAUUAAGGGAAUUUGUGAGGGUCUAAAUCAUCUUCAUAAUGGGCGGAGUGAUUAUAUUUAUCAUCUGGAUUUGAAACCGCAUAAUAUACUGUUGGAUAAAAACAUGAUGCCCAGGAUUGCAGAUUUUGGCAUGUCAAGACUCUUAGCUUCAUCCAAAACCCAUAUAACUCAAACUCUAAAAGGAACACUAGGGUACAUGCCACCAGAAUUCAUUGACAAGCGCAGAAUCACAAAGAAGUAUGAUGUGUUCAGUGUUGGUGUCAUAAUUUUACAAGUAAUGGCUGGAGCUCAGGGCUACAACAAUUGUUGUGAGAUGUCUUCUCCCCAACAGUUUAUCGAGCUUGUACAUGAGAACUGGAAGAAAAGGCUUCAAGGGAUGCCAAUGCAGGAAAAUACUUACUCAAUUGACAUCCUAGCAGUGCAGAGAUGUAUUGAACUCGCAGUGAGAUGUGUGGAGGCCGAUCCCGUAAAAAGGCCUAGUAUAAUGGACGUCGUCGAUGAGCUGAAUAAACUAGAUGCUGACAUGAAGAAUAUAUCACUUCCAUGCCAGGAAACUUCUGAUUCCAAAGAUCUUGAGCUCGAUCCUGCCCUCGAGCUACGCUUCCCAUUUGAGCUAAACAGGGACAUAUCAUGUUGUAUGCAGCUAAUCAACAAGACAAACGAGUUCGUUGCGUUCAACAUCAGAACCAAUAAAAUGAAGUACAGUGCACGGCCAAAUAACGGGACUAUGGCACCAUAUUCCAAGAUUUAUAUCACAUUUACAUUGCUGGCACAAGACAAGGAUCCACCCUAUAUGCGGUGCCAAGACAUGCUCAUUGUGCAGAGCACUAGGCUCAGCAUGGAAUCCGGUGAUGAGAUCACUGACGAGUUCUUCGAGAAGGCAGUGGCAAGUAGGGUGGUGGAUGAGGUGAAGUUGCCGAUUGUCUAUGUUGUGUAGUUACUGUGCUGGAGCAUGAGUGAAAUCCAUCUAGGUGAGUGACAUGACAAGGGAAACAUAGAGGCUCAUGACUUGCAUAAAGUUCUGCGGAUAUUUGAGAGUAGAUUCUGUCGGCAAGAAAACUAUGUUCAACUUUUGCGUGUAUAACCGUUUAGAAAGACUAAUAUGAACUUAGAUCUGUAUCCACCCUUCACUAGUUAUAUGGACUCAAAGGAUUCAUGCUA
Molecule: messenger RNA, 3164 nt
Organism: Triticum urartu
Lineage: Eukaryota; Viridiplantae; Streptophyta; Magnoliopsida; Poales; Poaceae
Product: cysteine-rich receptor-like protein kinase 44
Biological process (GO): protein phosphorylation
Molecular function (GO): ATP binding; protein kinase activity
Source: RefSeq, a predicted model, not a curated record